UCAUCCCUUACUCCUGGCUUUAAGUUUAGAGGCAGCCAGUCAGAUUUUUUUGGCUUUGACACAGCGCUCAUGACAGGAAUAGGAACCGGGGACGCAGGACCAACUGGAGAUCUGCAGGUCCUAGUGGAUGAUCCUGAGCCAGAUUCUCUCCCUGCACAGCUGUGACCGGCCUCCUGUGUUUUGUCACACCACUCAUCUAAUAGUCCUCCAAGGCUGACCUGAUUAUCAAAAGGUCUUCCUCUCCUCUUUUUCUUGCAUCAUGCAUCUACUCACCAUGCUCCUCGUCUUCCUGCUCCUCCAUUCAGCUGAGCCCAGGAGAGGCCCUCGUUCAGGGGCUGCGGAGAGGGGCAAGGCAGGACAUGUACGUGGUAGAGGCAGGGCUGGGCUCAACAGGCGUCAAACUCAGGAGUGUAAGGAAUACAUGGAAGCAGGAGAGAAGUACCUUGACUGUCAGGACAGGCAGCUGACCACUGUGAUGCAGGACUGGCCCAAAGAUAUUCACCACCUGCUGCUGGCCAGAAAUAAGAUUCAGGUUUUGAGGGAGAACAUGUUCUCCCAGUUCACUCAGCUAAAGAGCCUGGACCUCCAGCAGAAUGACAUCUCCAUGGUGGAGGGUGGCGCGUUCAAUGGCCUCUCACAGCUCACCACCCUGCUCCUUCAGCACAAUGGACUGAAAACAGCCUCCGAGGAGGCCCUGCUCCCUCUGCCCCGCCUCACCUACCUCCGUCUCUAUGACAACCCCUGGAGCUGCCACUGCUCAUUGGACAGCCUGAUCAGGAUGCUACAGGUGCCUAGCAAACGUAACCUGGGCAACUACGCUAAGUGUGUGGAGCCCCUGUUGCUGAAGGGCCAGAAGCUGAAGAAGCUGAACGUGGACUUGCUGUGUGACAAUGAAGUGGAUAGGAGGCCAGACGACAGAGAGCCGGGGCGACCGAAGCCUCCACCAACCAAGGUGAAGCCAGAGGCUACGUCCAUGUGUCACACCUACAUGUUCCCUAAGCCCCUGCUGGACUGCAGCAAUAAAAGUUUGGAUCACAUCCCUUCCAACCUGCCAUCUGACAUAGUGAGGAUGGAUCUGUCCAGUAACAGCAUCAAACAUCUCAGGCCCAAACAGUUCCUGCUGUCCAAAGACCUUAAGCUACUCAACCUUAGCAGCAACAGCCUGCACCAAUUAGACACAGCUGCAUUUGCAGGCCUGCUGUAUCUCCGUGAGCUCGACCUGUCCAACAACAGCCUCCAUUACUUCCAGUAUGGUGUACUGGAGGACCUCUACUACCUUCGAAAGCUCUCGCUAGGCAACAACCCCUGGAUCUGCGACUACAACAUCCAUUACCUGAUCUACUGGCUCAAGCACCAUCCUGGGGUUUUCUACACUGGACUGAUCUGCUCUGAGCCGCAGGAGUUCAGGGGCUGGCGCGUCGAGGAUUAUGUCAAGACAUACAAUGGGGAAUGUCCCAAGGAUCAACAAACAGGAGGGAUGGACACAGGACAGGGAGGACAAGGAGGGUCAGACAAUGACACACAGGAGGUGAUGGGGGAAACAACUGAGGGGCAGGAUGACCGUCUGCCUCGACCCCUGCAAGAGAGGCAGCCUAAGACAUUUGAGAUCAUCAGGCUGACUUAAAGUGGAUGUGGAUCCACAUGGGUUAAUAAAAAUAAACUCAGUGAUUUGAUAUUUAAGUUCAAAUGAGAUGAGCAUAAUGAUCAUUUUGGGAUAAAAUUUAUUAGCUUAAGUUUUUUUUUUGAGUAAUCAUGACUUUUCAUCUGGUGUGAAUAAAAACAAAACUCAUCUUGGAGCAUUAACAUUGUUUACUGGUAGCAAUGUAAUAUUGCUAAGUUUACCUUUCACAGUCAUUCUUGGUCUUUUUUAUUAAUGUAUAAUAUUGUCUACCUUUUUUUGGAAAUAAAAUAGGGUUUAUUUUUUCUGGAAAUUUGUUUUACUAAGUGACAGACAUGGAAAGCAAUAACUUAAAACACCAAGCAGGCUAUGAAAGUAGACAGAUGUAUUGCAUCAUGAAGUGACUCACUGGUUUAAUGAAGGGUCGAAAGUUCCAGCUAUACUAUAUAUCUGCCAAGUGCAUCAUGACUGAUAGUUAUGAAUAAAACAUGCCAAAUCAUAAAAAAUGACCUGAAAUUAGGUCUCAUCACAACUGUAAUAAUGAUGGAAUCUGAGUCUGUUCUUGCCAAGGCUCUUUUGUUUCAUUUGGCAUCUGAAUGGUUGGUUACAGGAGAUUUAGAUGCACCCAGGCAUAGCCUCAUUUUGACUGAAGGCUACACCUGGAUUGUUCCACUCAUUAUUGUAUGAAUAAAAACUGAGGCAGAUUAGUUGCAUCAGUGACAGAAAGUAACAAGACCAGCUACAUGGCUUCCAGAUUGGUGUGUUAAUAAGGCCUGCUAACUUGGCAUUAGUCCCCCAAAAAGGUCUGAGCCUGAUAAGCUCAGUCACUUCAGUGUGGCUGUUUAUUUACAGUAAGUGAUCUUGGCAUAGCUCAGCCUUAAGGGUGAUUUGACAUCUUUGUGUUUACUGGGUUGCAUGUAAAAUAAUUCAUUAGUGUAGUCACAGAUGUUUUAAAUUAAAUUGAUCUUUAUUCUCUAAGGCAACAAACAUCCAUCUUGCAGUGGAUUAUGUGUAAAAGCACAGUGCCAUCUAGUGGCUCUCUGGAUGAUCAUUGAUUAGCAACAGUCCAAUCUCAAGUCACUCUCAUACCAAUGGGUAACAAUUAAAAACAAAAGCUGCAUAAUGAAUAGAUUUAUUAGUCUGGAUAUGAUGUGAGUUAUAUACUUUGGCCUUAAUAGUCACAUGAUCUCAAUUUAGUUGGCAGCAAUGGGGGAUUUUUGCACUGCCUGCGCUCUCAACUACCACCAUCAAUACAACAAAUGAGUAAAAAUCUUUGUGAAACAAAUCCUUCCAGUUGAGCUCAAGAGACUUAUAGAAACGUGUAGCACAAAUGCACUGAAGACCUAGUGUUUUCUUAAAUUUUUAGCAAAAACCUCUGCUGAAUCUUUGUUUCACACUGAAGCUUCAUCCUUUCUCAUGUAAACUGAG
Monopterus albus (swamp eel) is the source of this 3046-nucleotide messenger RNA. RefSeq names its product leucine rich repeat containing 17 (gene lrrc17). The record is from RefSeq and is a predicted model, not a curated record. Gene Ontology annotation, cellular component: plasma membrane. The transcript is spliced from 5 exons. Gene Ontology annotation, molecular function: protein binding. Bases 260 to 1624 code for a protein of 454 amino acids. NCBI's taxonomy places the organism in Eukaryota, Metazoa, Chordata, Actinopteri, Synbranchiformes, Synbranchidae.